Molecule: messenger RNA, 2987 nt
Organism: Alligator mississippiensis (American alligator)
Lineage: Eukaryota; Metazoa; Chordata; Crocodylia; Alligatoridae
Product: zinc finger protein 883-like
Exons: 3
Coding region: 93-2285 (730 amino acids)
Biological process (GO): negative regulation of transcription by RNA polymerase II
Molecular function (GO): DNA-binding transcription repressor activity, RNA polymerase II-specific
Source: RefSeq, a predicted model, not a curated record
UCCGGAAGGUGUUCGAGGACGUGGCAGUGUAUUUCACACGGGAGGAGUGGGAUCUGCUGGAAGAGGAAGACAAGGGGCUUUACCAGGACCAGAUGCUGAGGAACUACCAAGCCCUCCUUUUCCUGGGAUAUCAAGGCCCUGCCCCUGAACUGAUCUGCCGCAUCCAGCGAGGACAGGUGGAGCUCUGGGUCUGUUGUGAUGAGGACCGUGGGGCAAUCUCGAGGUUGGAGGACAUGCUGCCAGGACAUGCCUGGUUGCUGAGCAGAACUGAGGAGCCAGCUGCUGAGGAAGGGCCUGGAAAGCUGGAGCCAGCAUGGACUUCCCUGGGGAGUAUGGGUGAGGUGGAUUCCCUGCCCCCAGCAACAGACCAAUGGCACAAGGGUCAGGGGAUGCUCCAAAAGCAGGAGAAUGUAGCAGUGAACAAGGUCCUGUCUCUAUUUGGGCAUUGGAGUGAAGAACGGAAACAAGCCCGAAACAGCCCAAGGUCCAGGGAUGAAUUUGUGGUGCUGAGACACCAGAAGAGGCAGAAAGGAAAGGCCCAUUGGAGAGAGACACUGCAUGCAAGGCAAGGCAGUAUGGGGGGCCUCAGAGGGAAGCAGGAGCCCACCACCAAGCGCAGGGGGAGAGCCCACUCCUGCCCUGAGUGCAGGAAAAGUUUUAGCUGCCCCUCAGUCUUGGCUCUGCACAAAUUAAAGCAUGCUGGGGAGAAGCCCCAUUUUAGCACCAAGUGUGGGAAGAGCUUGACCAGCCUCUCUGUGCAGAGGAGGCAGCAGCCACACGGCUGCACAAGGUGUGGGAAGAGCUUCAGGCAGCCCUCCAGUCUAGCCAGGCACAGGUGCUUGCACACAAGGGAGAAGCGUCAUCCUUGCUCUGUGUGUGGGAAGAGUUUCACCUGGUCCUCUGACCUGGUCCGUCAUCAGCUGAUCCACACAGGGGAGAAGCCACAUCAGUGCUCUGUGUGUGGGAAGAGCUUCGCCCAAUCUUGGAACCUGACCAAGCACCAGCGCAUCCACACAGGGGAGAAGCCAUAUCAGUGCUCUGUGUGUCAGAAGAGCUUCACCUACAUCUCCAGCCUGAAACAGCACCAGCAUAUCCACACAGGGGAGAAGCCAUUUCAGUGCUCUGUGUGUGGGAAGAGCUUCACCCAGUCCUCCCACCUAGCUGAGCACCAGCGCCUCCACACAGGGGAGAAGCCACAUCGCUGUUCUGAGUGUGGGAAGAGCUUCACCCGACCCUCCCACCUGACCCAUCACCAGCUCAUCCACACAGGGGAGAAGCCACAUCAGUGCUCUGUGUGUGGGAAGAGCUUCACCAACCGCUCCUGUCUGACUCGGCACCAGCUCAUCCACACAGGGGAGAAGCCAUAUCACUGCUCUGUCUGUGGGAAGAGAUUCACCCAGCGCUCCCACCUAGCUGAGCACCAGCGCAUCCACACAGGGGAGAAGCCACAUCAGUGCUCUGUCUGUCAGAAGAGCUUCACCUACAUCUCCAGCCUGACACUGCACCAGCGCAUCCACACAGGGGAGAAGCCACAUCAGUGCUCUGUGUGUCAGAAGAGCUUCACCUACAUCUCCAGCCUGAAACAGCACCAGCAUAUCCACACAGGGGAGAAGCCAUUUCAGUGCUCUGUGUGUGGGAAGAGCUUCACCCAGUCCUCCCACCUAGCUGAGCACCACCGCCUCCACACAGGGGAGAAGACACAUCGCUGUUCUGAGUGUGGGAAGAGCUUCACCCGACCCUCCCACCUGACCCAUCACCAGCUCAUCCACACAGGGGAGAAGCCACAUCAGUGCUCUGUGUGUGGGAAGAGUUUCACCAACCGCUCCGGUCUGACCCGGCACCAGCUCAUCCACACAGGGGAGAAGCCACAUCAGUGCUCUGCAUGUGGGAAGAGCUUCACCACCCGCUCCUGUCUGACUCGGCACCAGCUCAUCCACACAGGGGAGAAGCCAUAUCACUGCUCUGUCUGUGGGAAGAGAUUCACCCAAUGCUCCCACGUAGCUGAGCACCAGCGCAUCCACACAGGGGAGAAGCCACAUCGCUGUUCUGAGUGUGGGAAGAGCUUCACCCGACCCUCCCACCUGACCCAUCACCAGCUCAUCCACACAGGGGAGAAGCCACAUCAGUGCUCUGUGUGUGGGAAGAGCUUCACCCAUUCCUCCCACCUGCCCCGGCACCAGCGCAUCCACACAGGAGAGAAGCCACAUCACUGUUCUGAGUGUGGGAAGAGGUUCAGCCGAUCCUCCCACCUGACCCGGCAUCAGCUGAUCCACACAGGGAAGUAGCCACAUUAGUGCUCUGCAUGUGGGAAGUGCUCCACACUGUCCUUCAGGUGGGCCUAGCCCCAGCAUGUCUACACAGCGGACAAGCCACAUGAGUGCUCUGUGUGUGGGAAGAGCUUCCCCCACUCUUUCCAUAUGGUGCAGCAGCAGCUUAUCCACAAAAGGGAGAAGCCAGAUCAGUGCUAUGAGUGUGGGAAGAGCUUCACCCCCUCUUCCAAGCUGGCCCAGCAGCAGUGCAUCCACAAAGGGGGAGAAGCCACAUCAUUGCUCUUAGUGGAGGCAGAGCUUCACCUACUCCGGCACCCUGUGCUGAACACCAGUGCAUCUACACAGGGGAGAAGCUACAUCGGUGCUCUGAGUGUUGGAAAAGCUUCCCCCAUCUCUCCCACCUGUCCCAGUAUCAGCACAUCCACACCCAGAAGCAUCUCUAUUUCUGCCAGCCGUGCAGGAAGCCCUGGGAGAUGUCUUCCUGCUCAGCACCCACCAGUGCUGCAUUCGGACAAGCACCCUCAUGCUGGUGACCUGAACAAAGAGUUCCCCCAGGCUUUGUCCCUUGUAGGGCACAGUGGGAGUCCAGAACCCAGACACUCACCCCCAAGUUUUGAUUGUGGGGAAGGGGUAAGAAGAAACACCUCAGGCAGAGAUCAGCCCCAACGAAGGGGAGAUGAGAUUUGUUUUUUGUAAAAAUAUAUUUCUCUCUCUAUA